AAGGGCUUGUGGAGCGGCUGAACUGAGGGGCUUUAGGCAAGCCAACAGCAGGCAGGAAAUCAGGAAAUCAGCAAAGCAGAGUGACAAUACCCCAGAGAUUAAAGAUCAGUUAACCCCCUCCUCUGGGUGGCUGACCUCUUUGCUUGACGACGACAACUUCCUUUUCGUUUUUUUUUUUCUAGAUAAGCACACAAAUCGGUGAACACGUGCUAACUUUUUCAAACUCAACCUUUCUCACUCUUCCUCUACCUCAAACACACUCCAACAGUCUUGAAAUAAGUUGUGUGCUGCAGUUUCAGCCUUUCCAAACAUGAUCUGGAUAAAAAUCAACCACUCCUGCUUCAGGUAAACCACGCAGCCAAUCAACAGCUAUGACUAAAAGACGCUCCGCAGACAGGAUGAUAUAAUCUGACAACUGGCAACGUGGGAUGACUUCAUAAAAAGAGGAGAUAAAAGCUGAGGUGGAAGCUCCACCUGGGGGCCUUUUGUACUGACGCUCCUCGGCUUAUCACUCUUGCCAACAGGACUUUCACCAGCAGGACACCUGGAGAGCAUUUUUUUCGUGCUGGUGGGAGCUUACGCUGAAGGGGAUUGGCAAAAGAACUAAUAAGGAAAAAGAGGCAAGCCUCAGAAAAAGCAGAUAAAGGCUGGGUUUUCUCUGCCACAGUUAACAAGCCUCGUCAUGUCCAGGAAGGGCUUGUUAGGGAGGACAGGUAGACGCAGCCUGGGUUCUUGACUGAGGCGAGUGUGCAUGCGUGGGAUCCCUACAUCCUGCAUUCUCUCAGCAAGUCGGAUGGCAUUAUUCUUUUAGAGCUUCAUCACUCCUUAACGAUUUGCCGAGAAGAGGGAAAAAAAAAGAAAAACACAGAAGACUAAUAAGACUGAAAGUGACAUCUAACUCAGCCAGAUCUGCCAACAUGCCACUUCGGACAUCGCUGCACAGGAAUCCCUCCUCUGGUCGCUGGCCCAGCAGGAUGUCCAGGCGGAGGGAGGUGCUGUCUGUCAACAUGAUUAGUUUACCACUGGGUGAUUUCCGCCACAUUUCUCACAUUGGAAGCGAUGCCCACGCGGACAGCUUUGGGGAUCUGUCCUUUCUUAAAAUGGGCCACGGCAUGCUCCUACAGAGCUCCCAGAGUGAGCAGAACCUCUUCCUGGCCUGCUCGGCGCCUCCGAAGCCCCCUCGUCUGAAUCUGGACGAGGGCGCAGAGAGCCCCGACUGGUCUGUCGACCAGAAGAGGAAGAAAUGCAGCUCUAUGCCACUGCUGGACAGCGAAGGAGGAGACGAUGAGGGGGUAAAGGAGGACGGGUACAAAAGAGGAAACAACAUUUCCAAUCAAACUUCUAUGUUUGGACAAGAACGUGCAACUUCCUGCAGGGAUGGAGCAUUAACAGAAAGUGACAAACCCGCUGGACAGAUGGACGAGGAGAGCGGCUUUUCGUUCAGCCUGGACCUGGGCCCUUCGAUCCUGGACGAUGUUCUCCAGGUGAUGGACAAACUACAUAGUUAAACACGGUACCAAAGGAGCAUCGUGGAAAGAUCCAACAAUAAGUAGAUUGUGAAAAAGACACUUAACUCUCAACACUCCUUGUGUGGACGCAACUCUUAGGGUUUGAACAAGCUGCUAUCCUGAAGCAAGGCUUAUUGUUUGCAUAUCUCUAAUCCCAGCGACAGAUGCACAUCUUACUCUUAUACUGAGCACAUGAACAAUGUUGUCCACUGCAUCUGUUAAAUAUUAACCACAAUCCUGUUUGAAAAAAGACAAACACAAAGUAAAUGUUUCCCUAAUAUUCAGCCAAUGCAGAGGAAGAUACAAUGUUAGGAUUAAUAAUUGAACUCAAACUUCGGCCCGGACGUUUCAAACUUCUUUUACAUUUGCCCAUUUGCCGUUCUCCCCUCAAACCCUACAGCACAGCGCUGUAGACGGCUGUUAAGACUUACAGAGUGUUGUGUUUAAGAAAAAGGAAAGCUGAGGCUGAAAUCCAAGGUCCUCGAGCUGUGAUGUCUUGGCUGGUGGCGUGCUUGCCAAUCCAUUGUGUGCAGAGGGCAAUUUUUACUCCGCACGCAUCCCAGAGGCCCCACUCAAAGGUAGACCAAGGUACCCCCCAUCUCCCCUUCCCAAUAGUAUAGUGAAAACAAACACUCAGUUCUGCUUCCAAUAAAAGCUAGCCGGUGGUGGCAGAUUGGGCAGCGCACCAAGCCAGGCCACAGGUCCAGGACCUUAUAAGAAGAAGAGGAAUAGUAAAAAAAAAAAAAAAGGCAGAGCAAGCUGUUUUCUUAGCUGCAAAUCAGAGUUUGAUGCUAUCGUGAGUGCUGCACGAGAGGGAAAGUGGUAACGGGUAACAUAAUACUUCCACAUAUGCAGGGGGUGUCGAGGGAAGAGGACCAGAGACAUCCAUUACUGUAGCAGAAGCCCCGAUCGGGGAUUUAAACGCUACCUUCUGAACAAACAGCCCCCUGACACAAGAGACAUGCAUGCUGCAUCUCUCACGCACUGGCACACGGCUAAAGAGAAACACACAUGUCCGUGCAUGUCUGCUCACAUGGUCAAACUGGGAAUCGUGCAGUGGAUCUCAUCUCGUUUUCCUCACGCAUGCAGACAAGAGUGUCAGAACCGCGCUGAAGUUCAUGCCUUAGCGGGGGGUUGACCAGACAAUGCUGUGGGACAAACCCAGAACCACGCGAAUUCCUGAGUGCCCCCAAGGUCACACUGUAAAAUAUACAAACCACGAAUGUCCCACAGAUUUGUCUCUGCAAACAGAAACAGCAAUGUUUGCGGGUAUAUUGCAGUAUAUGUCAGUUUUGGUGUCUCCAGUUUCAAACUGGAUAUAUCUUUGUUUUUUUGUACGUGUUAUGGCAACGGCACAUUGUGAAACAUUUUAAUGCCUUGCGUUUAAUUAUACACAGACUAUCUGACAUGACAAGGUUGUAUAAAAGGUGUAAAAACUCAGAAAUCCUGAAUUAAACAGGAUUUGAUAUUACCACAUCAAACUUUAGAUAUUGUGGCUAAUGAGGCCGGCACAACUCUGAAAAACACCCUUAAUUAAAAUUAUGUGACAUUUAAUUGCUAACCACAGAGCGUUAACAGGAUAAUCAGGAGAAGGGCUAUUCAGUUGCUCAGAUUUCACGUUGGCCAUGCCUCCGUUGCUUACAAGGGAAAGAAGCCGAGCGUUGAGCAAGGGUAAAGAAUGCAGCGUAUGAGAAAAAAACAGGGUAUUUCAUGUGUCAGAAUAAACUGCGGAUCCACUGCAAAGAAGACCUUUCACUAAUGUGUCCAAAUUAACAUUUUUUGUUUGCUUUUUUUGGAAAAUGUACUGGAUUUUUAUCACUCCCACAGAGCCAGAAUUAAAGAAUCAAAUAAACUUCAGCUCAACAAAUGUCCAGCCACAUGACUAAUGUAAGAACAAAAGUCCUGUAAUUGAGGACAAAUUAUCUUUUCUGCACUGCAGAAACCGUCCGAACUGCGAAGGAUCCCCAUCACAUCUGGUACUACUUCCCAAAAAUCUAAACCUGCUGUCACACAGACUGCUAAGAGACUGUCUUCUCAUUGAAGAGUAGCUUUUAUUGAUUUUUUUUUUUUUUUGUCAGUUAGGAAAAAAAAAACACUGUUAUUAUCGUUUUGGCAAAUAUGAGACGUGUCCUUCAACUGUAACCGUUUUCCAAGUGCAAUCUAGAGCUACUGAAACACGAUUCAUGCCGUGACUUGAAUUUACACACUCGAGGAACUUCGCUGAAUUGAGUGUUUAUGUUGUUCGUAUCAUGUAUCUGUCACAGGUCAGAACAUAUCAUCAAGCUGUCAGUGGUUGGAAUCAAGCAAGUCCACAACAGCUAUCCUCUCAUAUGACAUUUUGGAGGAACUGGGUGUAUUUGAACACAACACAAUAAAUCAGAAACUCUGAUCCCACCAUGAGGAUAAAUCUUUGUGUGCUUAAAGAUAAUAUCCACAGAGAUCUGGGAUAAAUCAAUGUCAGUAAAACCAGUUUUUUGUUGUCCGUUUUUAACUUCCCAUCUAAAUUCCUAAAUCAACUCUUUUAAGACAUCCCUUGUGACUUUUGAGAGGGAACCUUAAGUGAUUUUUGAGUCCUUUUUCACACCAAACCAAACUUAGCAGAUCCCUUCAAACUAAGUGCUUUUAAGUGCAAUAUGGGGUAUGCUUUAACUUCAUAAAUAAUUCUUCAAUGGGACUAAUAUUUGGGAUUUAUAUGUGAUGUAGGUUCAUUUUUCAAUAAAUACAAUGUAACUGAUGAAAAACUUGAAGUAAGAUGCAGUGGUUUAGUUGUUAUUCUGUAGUUUAUAGUCGACACAUUUAGACAUAUCCUAAACCAACAAUCAUUUUCAGAAUCUAUAAACUUUUCUCAUGAAUUUAGCAUUACUGCUGUUCCAUUCUAAUGUUGUCACAGCCUGUCAGAGUCCAUCUCAUGCACUCAAACCUACAAUACAUUGACAACAGCAACUAUAACAUUAGAAACCUAACAGUUAAGUCGUAAUACCAACAAUAAGAAUUAGAACACAAGUCAGUGAAAAACACAGAAAGCUGCUCAUAUUCUUCCUAGACAGCAACAACCUCCCACCAGAGCAGCGUUCAGGGAAGGCUUGAGUGUCCCGGCAGCAUGGCCACAUCCAAAGCAUGUCAUCCAGACAUGAAAGGAUAUUUUUGGUGAGCGUGCACUUUUCAAGCACUAGCAAACCGACAGACAGGAAAAGCAACCCAUGAAUAGUUGAUCGGCCGCCUCUGGUUUGUGUCGUGACAACCCUGCGAUGACUCUGGCUCUCCAUAGAAGAGGCAGGCACGGAGAGUUCCUAUUUCAUUCCUUUGCUAUGGAUUCAUCUGAUAUACUAUGGUAUGUAUUAGGCAAUGAACAAAGCGAGUAUUGAUGGCAUCAUUCCUCUGGGGGCCCAAGAAAAGAAGUCUGGCAGAGACAAAGCGCAUGUCAAGAUAAUGAGUCCAUAUCUUAGUCUGAGCCAUUUAUUAAUCAGACUCUGGAAUCCAUAGUUAGCCGAACAUACGAGAUCCUCUUUAUGAAGCUGCAAGUUAUUCAGGACAUUUAUUGCAUGGACAGGGUCUGUGUGUGGCCACACAGACUACAAAUAAUUAAAAAAACUAUUGUUUUCUUUUCCUGUGUAGAGGUGUUUUCAGACCCUACUUUAAUCAGAGCCCGUUUGCUUUAGCAGCUGGAUACAGUGCAAGGCAAAAAUAAAUAUCUCCACUUGAUGAGAAAAAGCUUCUCUCCUUAUUUUCCUCAUUUCCCAGUCUGACACAAAGACACGUCAUUGUACCGAGGGGUUAAGACAAAACUAAGAACAAAAUAAGAUACUUUGGCCAAAAGAAAGGCUUUUAGCAAAGUAUCAAACCAAACUUCAUCAGCUAUAUGCUUGCAAGAUUUACAAGCACAUACAGCGCAUGCACACACCCUCAUACACAUGCAUACAUGUCUACGUGUGAACACACACUUAUCUAGGAGCUACCAUCGUGCAUAAGAGAUACAAACAUUCCACCAGGGUACUAAGAUCUAGAUCAGUAUUGAUAAAGAAUCAAGGACAAGAUCCCUCUCCUGUAGACAAACCAAAAGUGCAUUAAUGUGUUACUUUUUAAUUUACUUAAUGGCUCAUAAGGUGCAUUCUUGCGUAAGAAACAAUCUGCUUAAGAGCAAGCUUUUAAACUGAGAAGAUUAAGUCAUACAGUGCAGAAUCUGGCAUCAAAAUUUAUUUUAUGGAUAAUAAUGUCAGUGGUGUAAAAUAAGCAUAUUAUUCAUCUUUAGAGAAAUCUCACUUUAAAAUGGUAAGAGUUAAAAAAAAAAAAAAAGGAGAAACAAUUAUCAGCAGCAUGUAUGGCAUGUGUUACUUAUUUUCCAAAAUCCUAAAGACAUUUAUGAAACAUUAGCAUAAAUUAAAUGAAGAUACUUUAACCCAAACAUUACCAUAAUUUGUUCAUGUCAAUCUUUCUAAUGGAAAAACACAAAUUCCUUCAGGUUACCUGAAACAGGAAUAACUGACAAACUGUAAAAAAAUGCCACAGCACAUGUAAAAUGACAUUUUUAUUUAUUUUUUUAAUCCCCUCACGUGAAACGUUUUCUAUGUAAUAUGAUGAAAUCCUAUCCUUGUGGUCUUUUAAACUUUAUGAUGUUAAAACUCCAGAUAAAUUAUAAUAAACAAUAAACACUCAAACUCUCUGUUGGAGUCCAUUUCAACACGUGACGCCUCCUCCCUCUACUACUGAGGGAAUUAACAAGUUUAAAUAUCACCUAGGGAUGGCAAUUACUACACAUUACUGACAGAAAAGAACAUUCUGGACUGUACAGGACAGAUUAUGUAGCCUUAUUCAAUAAAUGAUUAACCUUUACCAUAUGUUAUAUCAUGCCAUCAGAAAUAUUUUGGGUUCAAUUUUUAUGGUGAGUUUAUGCAUGUAAGUAACACUCAUGCAUAUUUAUGAGAAAAAUACUUACCGCAAUUUAUGAUUCCUGGAGUUAAUGGGCCUGCAGAAUUUUAAUACUAACUUUUGCUGUUUUGAGUACAAAUAAUAAAACGUCUAAAUUAAAGAUGUCAAAUUGUUUUGGGUUAUAAACACUCACCGGCCACUUUACUGGGUGCACUACUUUGGGCCAGAGUUUAAAUCUGUGAUUGACCCAUUUACCUUUAAAAAACAAAAAAUAAAUAAAUAAAUAAAACUGCUUACAACACACUCCAGUUAAAUUAUUAUCUGAACGGGCACCUCGGGCAAGGUUCAAUCUGAUAGUUUAUGUAUAUGAUUAACAUUAAGAUUGUAAAUGCAUGGUACUUGUGAUAUUGAUAUGAUACAUGUUGAUACUGCAAUGAAAAAUGUUUCAAUAUAUUGUGCAGCAGGGUAUUUUUUCAAAA
This is a messenger RNA of Cololabis saira (Pacific saury), 6853 nucleotides long. Its product is annotated as cdc42 effector protein 2. The transcript is spliced from 3 exons. The record is from RefSeq and is a predicted model, not a curated record. NCBI's taxonomy places the organism in Eukaryota, Metazoa, Chordata, Actinopteri, Beloniformes, Belonidae. The coding region runs from base 918 to 1508 and encodes 196 amino acids.